Molecule: messenger RNA, 582 nt
Organism: Lineus longissimus
Lineage: Eukaryota; Metazoa; Nemertea; Pilidiophora; Heteronemertea; Lineidae
Product: small ribosomal subunit protein uS19-like
Exons: 4
Coding region: 86-535 (149 amino acids)
Biological process (GO): ribosomal small subunit assembly; translation
Cellular component (GO): ribosome; cytosolic small ribosomal subunit
Molecular function (GO): RNA binding; structural constituent of ribosome
Source: RefSeq, a predicted model, not a curated record
UGAUCAGCCAACAAGCUUUCCCAAUCUCGGUGACAUUUGCGCCUGCGCACCGGAAACUUCCUCUUUGACCGGAUAGACAGCAAACAUGUCGACUGAAGCUGAAAUCGCUGAGAAGAAGAAGAGGCGUACCUUCAGGAAGUACACCUACAGGGGUGUCGAUCUUGAUCAGCUUCUUGACAUGUCCAGUGAGAUGUUGAUGGAGCUGUUUACCUGUCGCCCGAGGCGUCGGUUCAGUCGUGGCUUGAAGAGGAAGCCAAUGGCCCUCAUGAAGCGCCUGCGUAAAGCAAAGAAGGAAGCCGGCCCCCUAGAAAAGCCUGAGGUUGUAAAGACCCAUUUGAGAGACAUGAUCAUCCUACCUGAAAUGAUUGGUAGCAUUGUUGGUGUGUACAAUGGAAAGACCUUCAACCAGGUUGAAAUCAAGCCCGAGAUGAUCGGACACUACCUUGGUGAAUUCAGCAUCACGUACAAGCCUGUGAAGCAUGGUAGGCCCGGUAUUGGUGCCACCCAUUCAUCAAGAUUUAUCCCUCUCAAAUAAACUGCUAUUUAUGUACAAAGAAAGAAAAUAAAUUGAAAAAAAAUGUA